Paramuricea clavata is the source of this 1214-nucleotide messenger RNA. NCBI's taxonomy places the organism in Eukaryota, Metazoa, Cnidaria, Anthozoa, Malacalcyonacea, Plexauridae. The record is from the annotation of a GenBank genome assembly.
AUGAAUAAUCAGAAUUAUGUUUUCUGUAGUAUCUAUUUUCCAUCAACGAACAGUAACUUGGCUGAUUUUAUCGACACUCUAACUUGCCUUAAUGCAGUGUGCACUCAAUUAAGUUACAGAGAAGAGCAAAUCAUUAUUGCAGGCGAUUUUAACGUACAUGUAUCGGAUCCACGUUCAGGUCAACGUGAAAAUAAUAGAGGAAAACUACUCCUUGAAAUGUUUGCUGAAUUUGACAUGUUUCCAGUUAACGUGGAUAUGCCCUGUAUGGGUCCGUUAUUCACGUAUUACUCAAGUUGUGGUAACAGUGUUGUUGAUUACAUUUUUGCGAGUAAAAACAUCGAAAGAAUUGUAAAGUGUGUUAAAGUUGGCGACGAACAUCCGUGCAAUUUAUCUUAUCAUCUGCCGUUGAUUGCUGGCAUUGAAAUUUCUGCUGGUAUAAACUGCCAUGAAUCAUCUAAUAAUUUAGAAAACGAGUAUGAACGAAUUGCGUGGAGAAAAUGUGCUUUGGAACAAGUACUAGAAUAUCCAAGAAGAUUAAAUGAUACAAUCACAACAAUGGAUGAUACCUUAUAUACCAGUGAUGACGUUGAGAACUAUUAUCGUUUGAUCUGUCGCAGCAUAAAAAGCAGCGACAAAUGUCUACCUCGUGCGAAGUAUAAGAAGUCCAUCAAGCCCUACUGGAAUAAUGAACUCAAGCGAUUAAAGACAGCUUGCAUGGAGCUUCAUAAGAAAUGGACCUCAGAAGGACGUCCAAGAGGAGAACAGUAUGAAAGUUUUCGGUUAUACAAAGAUGCAAAGCGUCUGUUCAGGAAGGAACAACGUAAAAUGGUACGAAAAACAGAGGAGAAUGAUUUCAAAGAGCUUAGUGAGGCUUCCGAGAUCGAUCACAUCAGGUUUUGGAAAUAUGUAAACCGACGUAGAAAGAAGAAAAGAUCAACUAAUGUGCUCACAACGAAUGAUGGAAGAACUAUCUCAAACCCAGAAGAAAUAGCAGAUGUGUGGGCUAAUUACUAUGAAAAACUUUUAAUUCCUGAGGAAAAUAUAAAUUUUGAUGAUGACUUCAGGGAGUAUAUCGAUAUCGAGGUUAGUGACAUAACAAAAAACUCCUUAGCUGAAUUUGAUGAUAUCUUUCAGGAUCCCAUAACUUUAAAAGAGAUCGAGGAUGUGCUAACAGAAUUACCAAAUAAUAAAGCUCCCGGUGAUGAUGGCAUAAC